Molecule: messenger RNA, 798 nt
Organism: Penicillium griseofulvum
Lineage: Eukaryota; Fungi; Ascomycota; Eurotiomycetes; Eurotiales; Aspergillaceae
Exons: 2
Coding region: 1-798 (265 amino acids)
Source: RefSeq, a predicted model, not a curated record
AUGACUGAAUCUAAUAUCCACUUCUUUGAUCUCCUAUCAGACCUACCUGGUCCUUCCAAGUCAUGGUCUGCCAACACUCUCCGGACUAGAAUGGUCCUUAACUUCAAGGGUAUCCCCUACACUCAAAGUUGGGUAUCGUACCCUGAUAUUGCACCUCUCCUCAAGGCUGCAGGUGUCCCACCUGGCGAUCCAGCGAUGCCUUACACGCUACCGGCAAUUAGCCAUAAAGGGUCGAUAACUAGUAACCCGGAUGGUAUACUCAUGGAUUCCGAGCCGAUUGCCAUGUACAUCGACAAGCUGUACCCGUCGCCCCCACUCUUCCCCCACGGCGACGCAAGCUACUCACUCAUGGUUGCCUUGCUGAAGGUACUGGCCCAGAUAUUACCAAGUAUCAGAAAGCUGGUUGUUCCCAAUGUCCCAUCUGGAUUAGAUGAGCGUGGACGUGAGUACUUCAUCCGGACGCGCUCGAAGACUUUCGGGAAACCGCUUUCUGAGGUCAGGCCGACAGAUGAGGCAGAGUUGCUUGCUCUUUGGCAGCAUAUCGAGAAGGAGGCGGCGACGCUGAUUAAGAUGCUGAAGGGUAAGGAUGGAAAGAAGGGGCCGUUCUUGGAGGGUGAAACGGCUGGCUAUGCGGAUAUUAUUCUCGCUGGGGUUUUGGGUUUCUUGCAACGGUUUGAGCAGAGCACCUUUGAGAAGCUGAUGGUUCUUGGGAAUGGGGAGCUCAAAGCGCUUUAUGAAGCUUGUUUGCCCUGGCUGGAAGGGCAGGGUCAGGAGAAGGAGUGGCCAAUUCCCCAGUGA